UCUCUAUACCUAAUAAAAGAACAAGGUUCUGCCACUUGGCACCCCCACAUUCAACCAAUACACAUGUCAAAAUUCUAGCCAGUCCACAUCAUCCUAUCCUAGGUGUAAUUUUGUGAGAUUUUUCAAUUUUUGUGUAUUAUUAAUUCUUUCAAAUAUGCUGAAAUGUUUGGGCGGCCAGAUUAUGUGGAUUCAAUUUUUGAAUUUGAAUUCCAUUUACUCAUCCCAAGAAACUCAUUACCCUGUCCUCUCACUAUCAACUUUUGGAUUCAUUAUUUCCCUGCACCUUAUUUCCUUUUUCCUUUCAGCCAAGAAACCCUAAAUUUGUUUUUAUUCGUUUACAUAUUCAAGUUCAACAACGCAUCACCAUUCCAUCUCUCCUUCUUUCCAGUAUUCUCCUCUCAUUUCCUUUCCGAGUCAAGUUUGUUUUGUUUAUCAGCGAUGGUGUUUUAUCGGAGCGUUUCGCUUCUUUCGAAGCUAAGAAAUCGUGUUCGGAAGACGGUGGACCAGUGGGCUUCUUCAAGAUUGGCUCAUACAAUGGAGAUAGUAUGAUUUUGGUCCUGGCACUGCUGGUACUGCUAAUGUGUAUUACAAGUUACAAACAAAUCAUGACACUGUCAAUGAAGGUGAGGCCCAAGUGAUUACACUUCAGUUGUGGAUUUAUUCAACAUAUAAUAAGUUUGAGAAGUGUAUUGAACAAAUACAAUUUUAAGUUUAUAUUAUUAAUAUUGAAUUUAUUUUCA
Molecule: messenger RNA, 740 nt
Organism: Helianthus annuus (common sunflower)
Lineage: Eukaryota; Viridiplantae; Streptophyta; Magnoliopsida; Asterales; Asteraceae
Exons: 4
Coding region: 163-549 (128 amino acids)
Source: RefSeq, a predicted model, not a curated record